Messenger RNA from Trichomonas vaginalis G3, 7161 nucleotides. RefSeq names its product cornified envelope assembly. Gene Ontology annotation, molecular function: ATP hydrolysis activity; ubiquitin-protein transferase activity. The coding region runs from base 1 to 7161 and encodes 2386 amino acids. Lineage: Eukaryota; Parabasalia; Trichomonadida; Trichomonadidae. The record is from RefSeq and is a predicted model, not a curated record. The transcript has a single exon.
AUGCAUUCUUAUACACAAGACAUUCAAGAUAAUAAGAUUAAGUGGCAUAUCAGUCUCUCCGGAGUCUCAUUUGUCGACUCAAAGACUGGCGAAUUAGUUCUAGAUCCGUCAGCCACAAUCAACUACAGAACAUCCCUCAUUCUCAAAGCAGGAGAUAAGACAGCAGAUGAGAAUACGUUCCUUGAAACAUACAAGCUUUUAGAAGAGAACAUUUCUUAUUUGAAAGAACUCUCUGAUUUUAAGUCUACUCCGACAGAAGAUGAUUAUGAAGGCUUGGAACCAGAUUUAAGUGAUUACAACAAUCUUCUUAAGCAAGAAUUACAAAAAUUAAAGAAUUCUACGGAAAUCGGAGGUCCUUUCUCUUCCUUCACUCCUCAGAUGCGCUACAUGGUUGGCCAAAGUAAGGACAAGAAGAAAUACUUACUUUCAAACUUAAACAAAGCAACUAUUGAUGAUCCUAAUUUCAAGAUCGACUUUUCUGCUAAAGAAGUCGUCCGUGCCAAAAACAUUAAUUCAGGCAUCAAAUUUAGCGAAAUUAACACUUCAGCUGCUUUAUCUGAAAAUGUCCACGUUUCUUUACUUACAAGUAAUUUCCUCAAUAAUCCAAUCGACAUUUUAUCCAUUAUUCCUAAAUUCCUCUUCAAUGGCGUCGGAGAUUAUCCACUUCCAAUCCAAUUCUUCAUUUGCGACAAGAAUACGGCUGAUUUCAACAUCGAUGCCCUGUUUAAUAAUAUCAAGUCCAUUACAUCUCCGGAACAAGUCAGAUUCGUCAUUAUGAACAUUCAUUACCUGAAAUUCUCAGUUUUCAAGCACUUCGACUCUAGAUUCAAGGAAUACGAGAAGAAUCCAAUACCAAACAGACGAAUCUACCUCAUCAACUUCAAAGAAACCACUCCUGCUAGCAAUCUUCUCGGAAAUGUCAACAAUUUGAGCAAUUUCAAGUUCGAAAAAGCCGCUGUUGUUAAUUUCUACACGAAGUUCUUUUCUGAUUCGUUCAAAUCCUACGUUGUUUACUCCAAACAACCAGAAACAGGUAAAACACAGAUGAUUUUGAAGCGAAUCUACGAAGAAAACAAAGGACGCGACUACUACUACCACAGAUACAUCGUAGACAAUGGAACAACCUUGCAAAUGUUGAUUGAUUUCCUGAAUUCAGUCAAAUUUGACAAGGACAAGAAGACAUACAUUCACUUCAAUGUUGAUGGCAACAUCAACCUCCAGUUUACCUUCUAUCUCCUUCAGUUGGUGUAUUUCAAUGUUCUGACAGACAAUACAUCACGUUGUUUCACAUUGUACGACCUUCCAAGUGUUCCUGAGGUUUAUUUCGAGAUUGGCACAAAGACACACGUUGAUUUCGAUGAGAUGAAGACGAUAUUCUUCCCACUCGCCCAGUUUAUGGAAAAAGUAGAUGUUGGACAGCCUUUAGACAUCUUCUCUCUCGACGAAUACGUCCUUGAAACAGUCAACAAGCUGAGUAAGAUCAGAUUAUUGAUCAAAUCAAGGAGAUACCUUCCAAAUGCAGCGGCCAUCGUAUACAUGUCAACAUUCGCCAAGGCAAAGGAUGGCGAAAAGCUGCAAUACAUCAAUCUAAGUAAGAAUACAAUAAGUGAAGUGACCAAGUCAAAAGAAAACUACAAUAUCCUUGAUAAAAUACCAUCGUCAUACGAGUACAACGACUUCAAGGAGUCUUUUGACAGCCAUGUCAGAUUUUUCGAAGAAAAUCCGAAAAUUAUUUACAGUUACUUCAAAUCUGUUCUUUAUAAAGGCAAAGAACAGAUUAUUUCCAUCAUCAACAAUGUUUCCAAGAUCAUCAAUUCUAACAGAGGUCCAUUUAUCUCCAAAUCAUCAUACAAGAAGCAGAGAGAAUACAAUCAGCAGUUAACAAUCAUGAUUGGCGAAAACAUUGUUAAUUCUGCUAUGUUCAACUGCGGAAAGAGUUACGAAGCAACAGAUGACGACAAAGUAGAUGAUACAAGAAGACUUGAACAAAUCAAAGAGUUCCAAAAGACAAUUCCUUCCAUCAUUGUCACAACAAAUUUUGCUGCACCAAUUGAGCAACAAAGUUAUUUCUUAAUUGCUCAAAACAAAGAUAAAAAAGUAUUCGAUAUCUUAAAUGAAUAUGGAAUACAAGUCAGCGACAAAAUGAGUGAUUUCUUAAGUACUUUCUAUGAUUACGACAAGUUCAAGAAUUUGAGAAACAAUUCUCAUGGAUUAUUCCAAUCAUUUGCUUCUGUUUUCGGCUUGCAGAUCAAUGAUGAAAUUCCUUACAACAAAUUAUUGUUUAUCAAGAUUUGGGAUGACAUCAAAAAUUCUGAUGCUUUAGAUCAGUUUUUGGGAAAGGAUUUCAUCACUAAAAUCAUGACAAAUGAUAGAGAUCUCAACACAAAUUACUCAAAGGACGAAAACAUCAAUGAUUUCCUCAAGAACUUGAAGGAAAUGGAUUUGAAAGAUAUGAUAUUUGACAAGAAGAACAAAUUAAAUGUUGAGAAAUUAUAUGAAAACUUUAGUGCUGAAAUUGCACAGAACUAUGAUCAUUCCAACAUCAAAUCAAUUGCUAUCACUCCUCAAAGUAUCAACAGAUGCUCAAUCAUCAUUUCUAGAUGCAUGAGUAAUCUACCAAUCAUUUUGAUGGGUGAAACAGGUGUCGGAAAAACAUAUAUCAUCAACAUUUUGAAGCAAAUCAUCGCAAGACAUGUUAAACUUGAGAAAACAGUUAUCCACGCUGGAACAACAAGAGGAGAUUUGAUUGAUUUCAUCAAGCCAAAGAUAGAAAAAUGCAACAAAGAAAGAGGAAAAAUCAGAGGAACAAUGAUCUUCAAUUUGAUCAAACAAAAAGCGAAAUCAGAUAAAUUAAGAACUGAUUUCAUGCAAUGGUUCGUCAAACAGAAGAAUAUCAAAGAAAAAGAUGAAUUUACAAAUGAAGAAAUCACUAAUUUCGCCAUCGAAAAGAUGCAUGAACUUGUACAAAAGUUCAUUGAAGAUGAAGUUUUCGCCAGUGACAAGAAAUCGAGUUAUUUCAUCACAGACAACACACAAAUUGCAAAUGUGAUAAAUCACUUGCAUUGGAAACUUGACCAGUUCAAUGACGAUGUCGAAGCUAAUUCUCCACAGUUGUUGUUCUUCUUCGAUGAAGUCAAUGCUGCAGCAAUACAAUGGUUCAUCAAAGAACUCAUUGUCGACAGAUAUUUCUUGGACGAAAGACUUCCAAACUACGUCAGAUUCAUUGCUGCUGUCAACCCAUUGAAGAAGAUUCCUCAAAACAUCGCAGAUAGAAUCAACAAGAUUGGUCUCACAAUACAAGAAACAAACGAUCAACUCAAGGACUUCAUCUACAAGGUCCAGAAGAUGCCAGAAUCAUACAUUCCUUUCAUUUUGCCAUUCGAUCCAGAAAGACUUGACAAGAAUGAUACAGAAUGCUACAAGAUUUUGGAGUGUUCCAGUGAAUUCGAGUUGUUCAUGCAACAGAUCAUGGACAGAAGAUUACUCGACAAACCACGCGCAAUCGAUCUCGAGAGACAGGACAUGCAUUUCUCACAGUCAGAAGAUUUCGCAGAAGAUUACUCAACAAACGCCAAAGCACAGGAAAUGCUCAAAAUAGUUAAGAUCCUCAACUUCUCAUCAGCGAGAUUGGUUGUUAACCCUGAUUUCUAUGGCGAUGAGUCAUUCAUUUCUUUGAGAGAUCCAGAGAGAUGCUCAACAAUCAUCAGAUGGUUCCACAAGUCAGGAAUUCUUUCUGCUGAUGCUCCAAAGGAUUUCGAUAACAAAUUCAGAUAUUCCCUUGUUCUCGCUCUUUCCGUUGUUUACUGGUUCAAACUCAACGAAAAAAUGCGUGAGGACUACAUCAAUAAGAUCAUCGAAGUCUGGAGAUCGAUUGGCAGCAAACAAUUCCCUUCACCAACAGCUGAUGAAUGGAAGAAAUGGAUCGAACAAGAAAUCUCUACUGCUGCUGACAUUUUCUGCACAGAAAAAGGUAUCUCAAAGAACAAGCCACUCAAAGAAAACUGCUGGGCAACAUAUGUCGCGUUGAUCAACAGAAUUCCUCUUUGGAUCAUUGGUGCUCCAGGUCUUUCUAAGUCUCUUUCCGUCAACAUGGCAAUUAAUGGUCUCAGAAAUGGAUACAUCAAAUUGCCAAAUGGACACAAUUUCAACAUCCUCAAACAGUUGUUCAUGUGUUCUAAAGAGUCUACAACGAAAGACCUCUCGUUUGCAUUCCAAUUACUCGCAAACGAAGACAACAGAAUCAUCCAAAACAUCAAGAACACAAAGAACAGCAAAGAAUUGCCAAUUCCUAUCAUGAUGCUUGAAGAAAUGGGCCAUGCAGAUCUAAGUGACGAAAGCUGUCUGAAGUUGUUGCAUCAGGUCAUCGAUGAAGGUGUUACCGCCAAAGAUAAGACACUUCAGAUUUCAAUUGUUGGUUUGUCAAACUACAAGAUGGAUAGCGCCAAAUUGAACAGAGGUUUGCUCAUCCUCAGAGACAACUUGUUACAAGCUGAAAUGGCGAACACACUCAAGAAUAUCUUCAAUGAUGUCAAGAAAGACAAUUUCAAACAAGAAAUCACACAGAGUGAAGAAAAUAUUCUCAAAGCAAUCGCCAAAGCCAAGAAUACAUCAUCAGCAGGAGAGAUUUAUUCCAUCAGAGAUUUAUACGCUUUCGCACAGAACCUUGCACAAAUUUCAUUACAAAAAGAGGAAGAAGUACAAAGAGCCAUUUUCAAGAACUUGUUCUGCACAAAGAUCGAAUUCGAAACUCUCAAACAGACAUUCCCAACAAGGAUUUACCAGGCAUUCAACUUCAACAAUUCCGAUAAUAAACCAAUUGUUUGCGAAGAUUACAAGAAGUUAAUUUUCGAUUCCAUCAAUGCCAAUGUCAAUUUCAACUUGAUCACAAACAGACACUUGAUGUUCAUCACAGAAGAUGACGCUGCAUUGGAUAUCAUCACAGAAGAAUUGGGAGACAAGAAAGAUUCAGUUGUUUUGUUUGGAAACAGACAAUCAGGAAUUUCCGAAUCAAUAUGGGUCGCCGAAGACUGCGAGAGAUUCCUCAGGGCAAUGAGCAGAGGAAACUUAGUUAUCAUUCACGGAAUACAUCCUUGCUUCAAUAACUUGUACGAUAUCUUCAACCAAAAGUACCAAGAAAUUGUAGAAAACAAACAAACAAAACACAUCGGAUUCAUUUCUUGCAACGGUGGCUCAUAUUCAGCAGAAGUCAAGCCUGAAUUCAGAUGCGUAAUUGUUCUCACUAAAACAGAGUUCGACCAGUUGCCAGCACCAUUCGUUUCAAGAUUCGAAAAACACUACUUGAAUUAUAACACAGAAAGCUUUGCAAAGAUUCUGCCAAAAAUUGAGAACUUUGCAAAAACCACUCCAUUUGUUAAUGAAUCUAUUACAAGCAGUUAUUUGUCCAAGCAGUACAUGGAAUCUGUUUGUGCAUUAAUUGGUGAAAAGGAGCUUACAAGAGUUGUUUCAGAAAACACUUAUCUUUUGGCUUAUUUGCCAGCCUCUAUUUAUUUCUACAGAACAAUGUUGAAUGCUGAAGAAGAACCACAAAAAGGUCUUCCACCAUAUUCCGAGACAGAUGAAGACGACGAUAUGAAGAAGGAGUACAACACAAAGAGAUUAUUCAAGAAGUACUCAUAUUUGCAUACAAGUGUAAUGUCACUGAUUAAGAACUACGAGAAUUUGGAUGAUGAAGAAAAUCCAUUCAACUUCAUUUUCGGAAGCCAAAGAAAGAGUGGACUCAAAGGCAUCUCUUCUGUUGUUGUCGUUCCUGGAAUCCAUCCAUUCGACAAAGAUUCGUUGAAGGACAAUUACGACAUCUACGAAUUUCCAAUUGAACAGACAUUUGACUUCGACAAAGUCUUCAACGAUUUCGUCAGCAAAAUCAGUGAAAAGGAAGAAAUUCCAAAGGUCAUGGUCUUCACAGCAAACAAGCCAAAUGAAGUUGCACACAGAUUGCCACAGCUCAAGUUCAAGAUCAAUGAGUUCAGGAAGGAACACGAGUCUAAAAACAUCAUUUUGCACACUUUCAUUUGCUUGAAUGUCCUUGAAAAUCACGACAAAAUCCAUUUGCUUCAAUCGAAGACUUGGCCUGUUUUAGGUUUGGACUUCCUUCCAAACAAAUUAUAUGGAACUUCUCUCGUUGAUGUCACAAUCGAUGCUUUCAUGAGACAGAGUCAAUCCAUGAAGAAAGUUUCUUUCUUCAGUAAACAGAUUUUCAAGCAAUCAACAGCAUUAUACCAGAAAUUAUUAAAUGAAGAUGAAAUGAUCGAUGUUGAUGAUUCUUCUACUGAAAACCAACUCGAACUUCUUGCAGGAAAAGCCCUUAAAUCGAAGAAUUCAUGGAGACAGUGCCCGAAGUCAUUGUUCAACAUCAUUUUCACUUUCUACAGAAGAUUCACAAACAUCAUUGUGAACACACAAUACGUGUUAAAGAAUUCUGGUGAAAAUUCAGUAAUUUUCAUUCGUACUAGUUUCUUGAGAGAAUUGAACAACAUCAUUUCCUACAAUAACCAUGAUUUCGCGGAUAUAACAAAUGAACUGAUUUAUUGGUCUGCAAAGAAGAUCAUCUCAAGCGGCAGAUAUGCACUUGAAGAUGGAGUUGAUGGACUUGUUGAAUAUCUUAAUUUCGAAGUUCCUGAAGAACUUGAUUACUCAGUUUUGUUGUAUACUUUGCAUCCUUCAAAUGAUAUUCCAAAGAAAGAUUACCAAAGGAUUUGGGAUACAACAAUUAAACCAAUCAUCGACGUUGAACAAGUUGAUCAAUUGCUUGAAUACCAUAAGUUCAACGUUUUUGUUGAUUUAGUUAUUUCUCACCAUACAUUUGUUAAGAAUCAAAUAACUAAGGAAUUCGAUAUCGAAAACAUCGAUGAAUCAUUGAAGACUCUCAUUUCUGAUUAUACAAAGGAGAUCUGCCAGUCUGUAUGCUCAGAAACAAGAAAAUAUGCUGAACACUACCAGUACUUCAACACCAUCUAUCCACAUCUCAGAGCAGCAAUCGAUAUCUCUCAGAUUCCUCAUGUUGAAUGUUUGUUGAAGGCCGCUGUUUUCUUCGGAUCUAAUGAAAACUUCAAAGGAAAAGAAUCCAAGAAUAUUAAGAUCGGAGAGGCUUUCAAUGGAACUAAUUACGUUUUCUCUGGUACAAGAAAAUCACUUAGAAAGUAA